Colletotrichum gloeosporioides is the source of this 1437-nucleotide messenger RNA. RefSeq names its product pH-response regulator protein palC. Gene Ontology annotation, biological process: cellular response to pH. Lineage: Eukaryota; Fungi; Ascomycota; Sordariomycetes; Glomerellales; Glomerellaceae. Gene Ontology annotation, cellular component: plasma membrane. The record is from RefSeq and is a predicted model, not a curated record. The transcript has 2 exons. The coding region runs from base 1 to 1437 and encodes 478 amino acids.
AUGCCUUUUCCUUUUGUUCUCCCUACCACGUCGGCUUUCUCAUUCUCCUCGAGCUUCACCAGCGAUACCCAUCCCUCCUUGCCCCUCAGCGCUAGUACGUAUCGCGGGGUCGUGAGAGAUGCUCUGAAGAAACACAAGCGCCUCCCACCUCCUUCGCAGUCAUCCCACAUAUCCACUGUUAUCGGGGCUCUCAGUGGCUACGUUCCGUAUAUAUUAGCUGUCGAUGCCGGCCUCAAUCCGAACGCUCAGUUUGGAGAAAGCAUCAGCCUCAGGGCUACCUCACCACCGACGAUCGAAUGGCGUCCGACGCUCUCGGACAAUGCAGUCCCCGGGAGAGAACGCUCCAGGGUAAAGGUUCAGUCUGUGGACUAUGAGAUUGCUUUCACCUUGUCAAGCUUGGCCAGCGCAUACAACUUGGUUGCUCGGGCUGCCCUUCACCCGCUAUUUGUGACGACACAGGCCACCUUGGAUGCCCAGCAGCGAACAGCUGCAAUCCAAACUGCAACUAAGUAUCUCCUGGAUGCCGCAUCGAUAUACGACUGGUUGGCCAUCAAGGCAGAGAGAGUGCAAACGGCACCACCUUGCAGCGAUGUUUCGCCGUCAACCCUCCGCGCAAUGUCCUCGCUCGCGCUCGCCGAAGCAACUCUCCUCGCAGUCUUGAAAGACGACCCUUACCCGGCCAUUGUUUCUCAGGACCGCAACAAGAAUGACCGCGAGUGGAUGUACAAAGCUCCUGAUAUUCCCAAGGUCCGCGCCCACCUCUUCGCCCGCCUGUGCCUUGCCGCCGCAGAGCACGCUGCCCAGGCAUCCUCCCUUUGCCAAGCCGCAGGCCGAGGAUCCAGUAAGAUCAACGAGGGUCUCCUGCGCUAUCUCGAAGAUCUUCGGCGGACUUGCCGUGCCAAAGCAUGUCGGUUUUUUGGUAUUGAUGCUGAGAUCGGCGGCGAGGUUGGGAAGGCCAUCGCCUGGCUACAGGCCGGCCUGCAGGAGCUCGGUAUCGAGUCCAAGUACUCAGCCAAAGGAUCUGGCUUCAGUCGCCUCAAGAAGGAGUGGACCGAGAAGCGCGAGGAGCGGAAAGUGGAGAAGGAAACAGCCUGGGGGGCGGACGGCGGUAAGGUCGAGGAAACAAGAGUGAUUGAGUUCCUUGAGGUCAAGUGGCAGAAGCUUAACGAUACGAUGAACGUUCAGAUCAUUCCGCCGGUCGGGCCCUUACUGGCUCAGAUGCCGUCUGGCCGAGAGAUUCAUGCCCUCAAGCCAUAUCAGCCUCCAACGCUGGACCCAAGUAUCCUGGACGCCAUGCGCGCACCGCCAGAGAGGAAAGACGACUAUGGAGAUGCUUUGAGCUCGGACGAUGAGGCAAAAGGUCACGCAGGUCCCCCAGGGGCUUUUCCUGAGUCAAGACCGGAUUACAGAAGCGCGAGCACGUCGUCCUACUACUAG